Anoplophora glabripennis (Asian longhorned beetle) is the source of this 3266-nucleotide messenger RNA. RefSeq names its product tyrosine-protein kinase-like otk. Gene Ontology annotation, biological process: protein phosphorylation; cell-cell adhesion. Lineage: Eukaryota; Metazoa; Arthropoda; Insecta; Coleoptera; Cerambycidae. Bases 1 to 2991 code for a protein of 996 amino acids. Gene Ontology annotation, molecular function: protein kinase activity; ATP binding; cell adhesion molecule binding. The record is from RefSeq and is a predicted model, not a curated record. Gene Ontology annotation, cellular component: cell-cell junction. The transcript is spliced from 15 exons.
AUGACAAAAAGCUUAGCUAUGAACACAAUUGGGAUCGGGGAGGCAUCCGUCCAACUGCAGGAACCCGAAUCGGCCUCCUUCAUACAGCGGGGAAGUGACGUCAUCCUGAGGUGUCAUCUGGAUGCAUCGGGGGAGGUCCACUUUGAGUGGUUUCGGAAUGCAGACCGUUUAACGAAGUCAUCGAGGCUUGAAAUUAAAAAGAAAAGGCUUCAUAUAAAGGCAGUGGAGCCAUCUGACAACGGAGUGUACAGAUGUGUCGCUAAGAACGAAGCCGGCGUCCAGCACAGUACAAAAAAUUUCGUUCUGGCAGUGGCAGGAGAUCAAACAGCUUUAAUUCAAACAGUGCCUUCUGAUCAAAUUACCAGAAAAGGCGGAGCGGCCUUUUUUGACUGUUCCUAUCAACAUGCCGAUGUUAUUGAAUGGUACUUUAAAGACAGUGGACCACUUGAGACCAAUAACAGGAUCAUCAUACAUUCAAACGGUACUCUCCAAAUAAACGAUGUUAGUGAAGCAGACCAAGGCUUAUAUAGCUGUAUAGGAAUCCGUAGCGAAUCUGCCGAAGUUCCUCAAAGUUACACCGCUGAACUCAAAUUAGCAUAUUUAGAACCAUUUACUGCUACCUCAUUCGAACCACCACUGCCAGAAAACUCUCAAAAAAUCAUUGGUGAAGGAUCUUUAUUUGAAUUGACUUGUCUAGAACCAAACAGCUUCCCCCCAGCUAAGAAAUGGUGGGAAAAUUCUAAAGGUCAUACAAUUUCUGACUCAGGAGAAGUAAGAGUAGAUGAUGGAAUGCUCAUUAUUGAAAACAUAACGAUGCAAAAAAGUGGAGUAUAUAAAUGUGUUGCCGAGAGUAUUGCAGGAAGGACGGAGAAAAGUGUCGAAAUUAUCGUUACUAGUGAACCUGAAAUAACCACUCACCCUGAAAGUGUCACGGUAGAUGAGAAUGAAAAGUCUGUUUUAAAUUGUAGUUUCGAGUCAAAGUCAUUGCCCUACACUACAGUCAAGUGGAGGAAAGACGGGAAACCAUUGAAGCAUGAUUUUGAUGAAUCAAGCUCUAAUCAUCAGAGAAUAAGAGUUUACAAACAUAAUGGCACUUUGUUAAUCCACAAUACUCAAACUUCUGACAGAGGGGAAUAUGUUUGUGAAAUUUUAACUACUGGACAUGAACCAGUUUUAUCGAAACCCGCCACGAUUUCAGUCAUUGAACAAUUGAAGUUCACACCUGCUCCUGUCAAUAAGAAAAUGGAACUGGGAAGCAUAGCAAAAAUUCACUGUAAGGCCCAGGGAACACCACCUCCCAUAAUUCACUGGGAAAAAGAUGGACUAUCAUCCGAAAACUUUCCGAGUCAUAUUUCGGACAUGAAUGGUACUCUUCAUUUCAAUGGAGUUUUAGCAGAGGAUAAGGGUAGAUAUACUUGCAUUGCAAGCAAUAGCCAGGGUGUUAUUAACGCAUCCAUAACGAUUGAUGUUGUUGUUGCUCCCAAGUUUAGCAUUUUACCAAAAAAUCCAACUGAAGUCAUUGAAGGACAUUCAGUUAUGAUGGAUUGCGUGGUAGAAGGAGACCCUAAGCCCACAGUUCACUGGGAUAAGAAUUUGAAAAUGAACGAUUUUGAUCCAUCUAGAUUUAAGGUACUACCAAAUGGUAGCUUGCAAAUCAGUGAAGUGCAUAGAGAAGAUGAGAAUAUCUAUGGAUGUACAGCUGGCAGUAGUGCUGGACUAAACAGGAAAGAAGUUCAACUGCUGGUUCAUUCGCAAGAUGGAUAUCACCCGGAAACGGAUGGAGACUCCACUGUAACAAAAGCUGUUUUAAUCACCAUGUCAGUCGCUGGGGCGUAUAUUGUACUGGUUAUUGGCCUGAUGGUUUGGUGUCGAUAUAGAAGGCGAUCCAGAAAACUCCCUAUAGGAGAUGUUUCAAAGACUGAGAAUGGUGAUGUGGAACAUACAGAGCUGAAGGAUGGAGCUAAUGGUAGUACACCUGGCCCAUCAAAAACCAAAGCAAAUGGCAUUGAAACCCACAAGGAAGGUCAGAAGAGUGAUGGAGCAGAGACAACAAAUUCUCAAAGCUCCAACCAUUCCAAAAAGUCUAAGUCAAGCAAUUACGAUAAGUUAACGUUAUCUAGAACACAUCUAAAAGAAGUGAAACUUAUAGGGAGGGGAGAAUUUGGCGAGGUAAUGAUAGCCAAGAUUACUAAGAGUAUCUUGAUAUCAGAGAAGAGGAAUUCUCAAAAUAUUACACCCACUGAUUCGCCAGCAGAGGAAAAAGAGCUCCAUGUUUUGGUAAAAGCGCUAACGCAAACCAAAGACGAAAACUGCUUAGCAGAAUUUAAGAGAGAAUUAGACAUGUUUAGUAAAUUGUCUCAUGAAAACAUCAACAAACUGUACGGUUUAUGCAGAGAAGUAGAACCACAUUACAUGAUUUUGGAGCAUACUGACUGGGGCGAUUUAAAGAAAUUUUUGAUGGCCACACAAAAUGACAAUCCACCAGCACUAACAGCCGUUCAAAGCGUAGCGAUUCUACAUCAAAUUAGUCGUGGUAUGGAUCACUUAGCAAGUAACAGAAUGGUUCAUAAAGAUUUGGCUGCUAGAAACUGUCUGAUCUCUUCCACUCUAGUAGCCAAAGUUGGUCUUCCCAGAUUAACCAGAGAUCCUUACAGUCAAGAAUAUUGUAAACAUGUCAAUCAGGUAAUUCCUUUAAGGUGGCUUCCAUACGAGGCAGUUUAUGAAGAUGAGUAUUCAACUAAAAGUGACGUAUAUGCAUUUGGUGUGCUGACAUGGGAAGUUUUUGCACAAGGGGAGUUGCCACAAUCCAAAAUAAACGAUAACAGUUUCUUAACUAAGCUUAAAGAAAAGAAACUGGAAUGGAAACCACAUUCCUCCACACCUGAAGCUUUAGCAACAACGCAGGAGUCUUGUUUGGACCUAGAUCCUAAGAACAGGCCAUCAUUCUCCGAAAUAUGCAAGGAUCUUGAGGAACAGCUUAAGUCUAUGUAAAUACAAAUAUCUAGUGUUAAGCCACAAAAACCAAAUUUAUAACUUGUUUUAAAACGAAUUAUUAAAUAAUCGUAAGCUUCCAUUUAUUAAAAGAAAUGUGUCAGCCUUAUAGCAAUGUUGAGAAUCAUAUGUACUUGUAAUUAGUUUUAAAUUUAUUUAUUUUUUACUUUAAGUAUAAGACGUAUCUUAAUCGUAUUUAUUUUUUGUACUAUUUUCUAAUUGAUCUCAAAUUUAUUCUUUGAAUUUGAUCCGAAUCCUCUUUCUAUGUAUACAUU